Seminavis robusta is the source of this 1332-nucleotide messenger RNA. The record is from the annotation of a GenBank genome assembly. Lineage: Eukaryota; Bacillariophyta; Bacillariophyceae; Naviculales; Naviculaceae.
AGUAGAUGAUUGGAAACAGAGUUCCAGGCAGCAAUGCCAACCAACAACAACCAUCAUCAGAAGACACGGACGUGGCCAUGCCCAUGAGUGUCUCACUCCCUAUUUGGAAACGAUUGCCUUCCAACAUGAUCAGUUUUGGGGCUGCCGAAAUACUGACCAUUUCGGAAAUUGGUCGUCAUGGAGGGCUCUAUUCCAUUGCCAACAGGCCUAUUCGUACUACGGGAGUUCUACGUCAUCGAAUUCAUCACGGGAAUAGUACAGAAGUUUCCUUGGUACUGGAGGAUCCGUUGGCCAAACUGGCCGUCAAGGAACGAGGAGGACUCCAAACACCCGCCACCACCAAUCGCAAAAAGAUGAAGGGACGACGCAUCAGUUUUGGACCUACCAGGACCACUUCUUUGAUUGCCAAAACUCCCGGCACGGUUGCUAAAACUCCCAGUACAACAGUUGUUACCACCCAACCGCCACAAUCUACUUCUACUUCUAAUCGAAGACCCAGCUUGGGCAUGCCACGCCACAACCGAACACCGCUGUUGGUCACUCCAGGUGGUCUCAAAACUCCGGCGGCUUCCCGCUCAUUUCAAACUCCGGCUGCUUCCCGCUCAUUCCAGACCCCUGGAGGAGGCUUGUCGUCAAAUCGCAAAAAACGACCGCUGUCCUCUGUCACCAAACAACGGCCCCAAGAUGUUUUGGCCACAGCCUUGACUUCUUGUACCGUGUGGAUAGUGGUGGACCCGCAACAUGUCCCCGUGGACAAUCUGGCCGUGGGAGAUUUGGUGACGGUAUUUGGGAGUAUCAUCCAACUGCAGUCCGGCAAUGAGGACAAUAACACUUCAGAAGUACCUCUUUCGUCAUUUGUCCGAGAAGUGGCAACCAAUCUACUACAAGCCAACAAACCACCACAAAACAAUGAUGCUUCUGACAAGGACAAUGCGUGUCUUUUUGUGCAGGCUCGAAUACUACGUCAAGACAAUGGAGCCAAUCCACGGUUGCAUUUGGAAGCGUUGAAACUACGGCGGAGACAUCUCCUGGAGACCUAUCACUCGUCGUCGUCUCAAAAACAACAACUACAACCAGGCGAAUUGCUGCUGGGAUGUGGUCCACCUCCGUACAAUAAUUUGAGGACCCAACCGCAAGAAGAGGGUGACGAAAUGACGAUAUGAAGAUCAACUCUCUUGCUGAUGGUUGGGUACGAGCCUUAUUUGAAGCAAACCCAGACUGCCUCUGGAACAGCUAGAUUUUGUGACUUGCCUUUCGUAUAGUUUAUCAAAUGCAAGUUAGAGUGGUAAAUAUCAAAUUUUGACAGAGUCGACCCACCAUGCCACAGUUCUG